AUGGCUACUAAUUAUAAUGUCUCACAGACACAAGACUCUGAUGAUGUGCAGGAAAUGUACUGUGAGGAAUGUGAAAAACAUGAAGACAGGUAUGCACCUGCAAACGGAUUCUGUGUGGAUUGUGUGGAGUAUUUAUGUGCUGACUGCUUUAAAUAUCAUAGGAGACAUUUUAAAAGUUAUGAAGUUGAAGAUAAGAACAACAUGCCACAAGAUUUCUACUUUGAAAAGUGUUCAGCUCAUCCUAAAGAGCUUAUAAAAUUUUACUGUUCUGAGUGUGAAAAAAGCGCCUGUCAAGAGUGUAAGGAUAUAGAUCAUCAAAAUUGUCAUAAUGUUAAUCAUUUGCCAACGCUUGUUAAAGACAUCAAACCAAGUACUGGUACAGAACUUAAAGAUCUUAAAGACAAACUGUCAAAUGAUAUAAAAUAUACAAAAAGGAGCUGGAUGACAAGUGUGCAAUAA
This is a messenger RNA of Mercenaria mercenaria, 459 nucleotides long. RefSeq names its product transcription intermediary factor 1-alpha-like. Bases 1 to 459 code for a protein of 152 amino acids. The record is from RefSeq and is a predicted model, not a curated record. NCBI's taxonomy places the organism in Eukaryota, Metazoa, Mollusca, Bivalvia, Venerida, Veneridae. Gene Ontology annotation, molecular function: zinc ion binding; ubiquitin-protein transferase activity. Gene Ontology annotation, biological process: positive regulation of DNA-templated transcription. The transcript has a single exon. Gene Ontology annotation, cellular component: chromatin; nucleoplasm.